Lindgomyces ingoldianus is the source of this 813-nucleotide messenger RNA. RefSeq lists its product as uncharacterized. The transcript has 4 exons. Bases 1 to 813 code for a protein of 270 amino acids. NCBI's taxonomy places the organism in Eukaryota, Fungi, Ascomycota, Dothideomycetes, Pleosporales, Lindgomycetaceae. The record is from RefSeq and is a predicted model, not a curated record.
AUGAAUUCGCAAUCGAGACUCAUUGAUACUCUUCCCCCGGCGAAUAGGCAGAAGCCAAUGGAGGUGCUAGCUUUGGGAUUCAGUAGAACUGGUGUGUCCCUGUUUCUGCCACUCGAGAAGCUUGGAUAUAGCGUAUAUCAUAUGGAAGAGUGUGUCACUAGGUGGCAGGAAAAGCAUAUACACCUUUUUGAAGAAGCCACCAGAGCGAAGUUGCUUGGCCAGGGUGAACUGUGGACUGGUGCUGAACUUGAUAAAGUUCUUCAGAAUUACACGGCGGUUGAAGAUAUCCCUUGUCUCCACUUCGUCGACGAGCUCAUAGAGUAUUAUCCGGAAGCGAAGGUCAUACUGACCACACGAGACAUCGACUCUUGGCAGAAGUCGGUAGAGAAUUCGAUCUUCACGAUCGUCAAGAUGCGGAUACUUCCAUUUAUGAGCGCCAUAGACCCGCUUCUAUGGCGACCAUAUUUCUUUCUUCUCAAGUCGAGCGUAGAUGCAUGGACGGAUGGUGACAUCUCAAACACAGAGGCUUUGCGACGCUCCUACACGGAGCACUACGCACAUGUACGCUCAAAGAUACCCCAAGAAAGAUUGCUAAGCUUUCACCCGAAAGACGGCUGGGUGCCGCUUUGCGAUUUCCUAGGAAAAGAGGUUCCUAAGGAUGAGCCGUUCCCACGGGUUAACGAUGCUGCAUCGACUGUGAACCUACACUACUUUAUUGUGGUCUUGAGGCUAUGGCACAUCGGACGGAAGUACUUUGGAAUGGCUGCUGUCGUGGGUAUCGCGUAUGGGCUAGCGCGCUGGUCAAGGAAGUAA